Messenger RNA from Dovyalis caffra, 837 nucleotides. Lineage: Eukaryota; Viridiplantae; Streptophyta; Magnoliopsida; Malpighiales; Salicaceae. The record is from the annotation of a GenBank genome assembly.
AUGGCGAAAUCAAAACAAACGUACGAGGAAAUCAGGAAAAAGAGGAUGGAAGAGAACAAGAAGAGAAUGGAAGAGCUCAACCUCACGAAGCUCUCUCAAAGUCUCCUUUCUAAGCCAUCUCCAGUGACAAAAGCGAAGCCCAGAAUUUCUAGGCCACCAGUGGUCUUGACUCCUGUUAGAAGGUCGAACCGAGUCGCAGACAGGCCUCCUGUUAGCUAUAAAGAAGUCCCAAUUGAACCCAUGCAGACACCCAGAAGGAUCUACCAAAGAAGGGAUCUAUUGAAUAGAGUUUAUGCUUCUGAUGAAGUAAGGGUAUAUGCAAUUCAUAGAGCAGAACAAAUUCAGUCAAGUUUGGAAGCUGAAUUCCCAAGUUUUGUAAAACCUAUGCUCCAGUCACAUGUAACUGGAGGGUUUUGGCUGGGUUUGCCAGUCCCCUUCUGUAAGACUCACCUUCCCCAUUAUGAUGAAAUGAUUACUUUGGAAGAUGAAAAGGAGGAAGAAUCUGAAACAAAAUACCUGGCUGGAAAAACUGGUCUUAGUGGUGGAUGGAGAGGAUUUGCCAUUGAACAUGAUCUAGUUGACGGAGAUGCAUUGGUAUUCCAGCUUGUCAACCCUAAAAGAUUUAAGGUGUACAUUGUAAGGGCAUAUGAUUCAGAAAACAACGAAGAUCAGGAAAACUUGGAAGACAAUGAGAUCAAGGAAAACAUGGAGGACAAUGAAGACCAGGAAAAAAUUGAAGAAAACGACAAGGUUUCAGAUGCCACAACUUUGGAGAGGAGAUACCCCAAACGAAUCAGAGCAAGUAAGUGUUCUCUAGCCCUUCAAAACCUUCCAUAA